Messenger RNA from Neohortaea acidophila, 342 nucleotides. RefSeq names its product 60s acidic ribosomal protein-domain-containing protein. The record is from RefSeq and is a predicted model, not a curated record. Gene Ontology annotation, biological process: translational elongation; cytoplasmic translation. Gene Ontology annotation, molecular function: ribonucleoprotein complex binding; protein kinase activator activity; structural constituent of ribosome. Bases 1 to 342 code for a protein of 113 amino acids. Gene Ontology annotation, cellular component: cytosolic large ribosomal subunit; ribosome. The transcript is spliced from 3 exons. NCBI's taxonomy places the organism in Eukaryota, Fungi, Ascomycota, Dothideomycetes, Mycosphaerellales, Teratosphaeriaceae.
AUGUCCACCUCUGAGCUCGCCACUUCCUACGCCGCUCUCAUCCUCGCGGAUGAUGGUGUGGAGAUCACGGCCGACAAACUUCAAUCCAUCAUCACCGCUGCCAAGGUCCCCGAUGUCGAGCCGAUUUGGUGCACCCUCUUCGCCAAAGCCCUCGAGGGCAAGGAUGUCAAGGAGCUUCUGCUGAACGUUGGCUCGGGUGGUGGUGCUGCUGCGGCGCCUGCUGCUGGAGGUGCAGGUGCUGCUGCUGGUGGCGCUGCCGCGGAUGAGGCCCCCAAGGAAGAGGCGAAGGAAGAGGAGAAGGAGGAGUCAGACGAGGACAUGGGCUUCGGUCUCUUCGACUAA